AUGUGCACCUUCUCAGAAACAAUUACAAGCCUGACUUCAGGUGUCUCCGAAUGCACCUUGAAAACAAGCCCAGGGAUUCUGGCUUAUGUCUUGCAGAGUCAUGAAGAAGAUGACAGGAAGGUAAGGAGGAGAGAAAAGAACCGAGUGGCUGGCCAGAGGGGCACUGAAAGGAAUGUUUUGACUCUGACUAGGCUUUCUGUUUUUCUCUUCUUCCAGGAAUAUGAGUCUCUCGAGCAAGAAAAUACCUCUCUGAGAAGAGAAAUUGGAAAGCUAACAGAUGAAAUGAAACACUUGAGUGAAGUGUUGAAGGAUCAUGAGAAGAUCUGUCCACUAUUGCACUGCACCAUGAACUUUGUGACCGUACCAAGGCCUGAUGCACUCACCAGCUGCCUGCCGAGAUGA
This is a messenger RNA of Nestor notabilis (Kea), 402 nucleotides long. Its product is annotated as basic leucine zipper transcriptional factor ATF-like 3. Gene Ontology annotation, cellular component: nucleus. Gene Ontology annotation, molecular function: RNA polymerase II cis-regulatory region sequence-specific DNA binding; DNA-binding transcription factor activity, RNA polymerase II-specific. Gene Ontology annotation, biological process: regulation of transcription by RNA polymerase II. The record is from RefSeq and is a predicted model, not a curated record. The transcript has 2 exons. The coding region runs from base 1 to 402 and encodes 133 amino acids. Lineage: Eukaryota; Metazoa; Chordata; Aves; Psittaciformes; Psittacidae.